AUGAGGUUGAUCGUUCAGAUUUAUAACUCAUACGGCAUGGUCAUGGGCAUGACCUCAUACAUAGCAGUUGGAGGAAAAUUCCGGCAAACAAGGAUUACGCAGACUUACGCGGUGGUUAUGAAUGCCAUCACCUUGAUUUUGCUACCGAUGGGAUUUUGGAAAUCGGCCCAAAUAAUGACGAUGGCCAAAUGGCUGCCGUCUUACAUGUGGAUAACUCCAUACGUCCUGUUUUCAAUCAACUACAUCGUAAUCGCGCACACCCUGAUUUCGAGAUGCUACAGGGACGCUAUGUUGAUAGACUUACAGGUCGUUAUAAUACAAGUAAAUCGAGAGAUGUCGCGCACGGGAAAGGGUAUUAACUCAAAGCUGCGACAAUUGUUUAUCCUGAAAACCUUUACGUUGAGUUACUUGUGUUUGUCGUAUUUACUGGGCAUUUUCAUUUGCCAAUACGGACUGCCUUCGUCGCAUGUUUGGAUUGGAUUUCUAGUUAACAUUUUCUUAAGCAUCCUGAUUCUGAACACGUAUUUUUAUUUUAUUUCGUUUUGGCAAAUUGCCAGAGGCUAUGAUAUCGUGAGCCAGCGCCUGAAAGAGAUAUCCCUAGAUAAGUCGAUGGAUCCAAAAGCCCAAGCCGAAGAGAUCCGUGGCCUUUGGGCUCUGCAUGCGACCCUAAGUCGGACAGCCCGUGGGAUAAAUAGGCACUAUGGUCCACAGAUGCUUGCCUCCCGUUUUGAUUACUUUAUGUUCUCUAUUAUCAACGGAUACUUGGGGACAGUCUACUCCCAUUAUGACCAAUCCGAUUCGAUCGACAAGUUUUUCGGAGCUCUUUUAUAUUGGAUUCGAAGCUUUGACUUCUUUCUAAACGACUAUAUUUGCGAUUUGGUCACUCAAUAUCAAAACCAACCGAAGUACUUCGUCACCGAGGGCUCCAUGUCUAACGAGAUGAGUUCUUUCUUGAUAUAUAACAGCAGCACGAGACUGGACCUUAUGGUUUGUGGACUUUAUCCGGUCAAUAGAAACAAAUGGCUGCAAAUGAUAGCAUCUAUCGUAGUACACACCAUAAUGCUGCUCCAGUUUCAUCUGGUUAUGAGCAAAAAAUAG
Messenger RNA from Drosophila rhopaloa, 1098 nucleotides. It is a transcript of the gene Gr59a, whose product is annotated as putative gustatory receptor 59b. The record is from RefSeq and is a predicted model, not a curated record. Gene Ontology annotation, biological process: sensory perception of taste. The coding region runs from base 1 to 1098 and encodes 365 amino acids. NCBI's taxonomy places the organism in Eukaryota, Metazoa, Arthropoda, Insecta, Diptera, Drosophilidae. The transcript is spliced from 2 exons. Gene Ontology annotation, cellular component: membrane.